Naegleria lovaniensis is the source of this 1494-nucleotide messenger RNA. RefSeq lists its product as uncharacterized. The transcript has a single exon. Lineage: Eukaryota; Heterolobosea; Eutetramitea; Acrasida; Naegleriidae. The coding region runs from base 1 to 1494 and encodes 497 amino acids. The record is from RefSeq and is a predicted model, not a curated record.
AUGAGAAAACUCUUUAGAAAGGAAAAGAAAGUUCAGAGAACUGCAAAGAUCGAUAAGAUCCAUUCUUUUGAUUUGAUGAAACAACAACAAUUAUUAUUUCAAGAAAUGAUUGUAAAGGAUACAAGCAAUUGGAGCUAUUCCGAUCAUAGGGAAAACAGAAAUGUAACCGCCACCUCUGUUCAUUCAAAAUUAUUCUAUCACGAGUUAGCUCAAUCACCGUUUUCGCCAACAAAUAUUUGCUCUUUAGACGUGGAUACCACCAAUUCCGGUGAAACAAUUAUGGGAUUCAUCACACAAGUCAUGACACGUCCUAAUGAGAGAACUCUCUUUGUCAUUACCGAUUGUGGACUGUUAUAUCAAGCUCAAGUACAAGGUGCGAAACAUUCAAAAUUUGAUAUUGUAGCACCUUUUGAUGGAUCUAGUUCUUUGAAGGCUGUGAAACUUGCGUGUUACACGGAGGCCAUGUUAUUGAUUGCUCAUGAUUCAAGCAAAGAUCAAUAUUACAUUUAUGGAUUAGGUCAUAAUGGAUAUUAUCGUAUGAGUCACUUUCGCACUACAGGAUUUGUUUGCACAAAUUUUGAGUUGAUGCUUGACCCUUUUACUCAGUUAAACGUGAAGCCUGAAUGCCCUCCAAAGAUCAACCAUGUUGCAUGCUGCUAUUCAUUUAGUUUAUGCGUGAUUAAUGGACAUGAUGUUCACAUUACUGGUCAAAACUGGAUGAAUUAUCCAACUGACAAGCUGGUAGCUGGAUAUCAUUGCUGGCAAUACCUCGCUCAAAGUUUUGAAAAAAAGGUUGUGAAAAUGGAAUAUGGAGAUUUUCAUGUUGUAUUAUUACAUGAGGAUUGUUCAAUUUCUGUUGGAGGAAGUAAUUCCUCUUCUCAGUUAACAAACCCUUCAUUUUCUGAUUUACCUUUUGUGACACUGAACUUGAACGACUACGCUUUCAACAAUAUUUUUAGUGGUAGUAACUCAGUGUUGUGGGUCAAGAAUGUGACAGAUGGUAAACAGGAACUUUACUUUACUGGAUCCUGUAAUGUACAAUUGACAUCAUAUUUAGGUUUUGACAAGAAUGACAAAAUGAAAAGAGUACUAGAAAUGCAUCACAACUGUGCAGAAUUUGCUCACAACGUAACAAUAUUGGAUGCCCAAUAUACUAGAGAUUUUAUGUUGAUCAGAUAUUCCGAAUCUCCACACAUGCUCUUUGUUGUUGGAUCUACCUACUAUGGAGGUCAUGUCUACAAUGCUCAAAGUAUUGAUUUGAGAACAGCCAUACCGGCAGACAAGUAUUCGAGAGGAGGGAGUAUUGAUAACUUUUAUCGUGAUGUCGUGAAAAUAAGAAUUCUCAAUGUUGGUUACGUUGCAUAUUGUGAUUUUGCGGCGUAUGCAAAUCAGAAAAUGGCAGCCUUACUCUUGAAGAGUACCGAUUAUUCAGAGCCCAAUAAUCAUCUAUUACUUGAUAUUUCUGUGGUGUGUCAAGAUAUGAAUUAUGUGUAA